AUGAGACAUUCUGAGGUGGCGCUCUCUCGUGACCAGGGACCGGGGACGAGGGACGAGGGACGAGGGAGUGAGCCGCUCUGCCCCUCAUCCCCCCUUUCUCCCUUUCACUCCUUCCCCUGCGCCCCUACCCCCGUCUACACCUCCCCACCACUCUCAACCGCACAGAAGCGGUUACAAAUGGCAGUGGAAUGGCCGCUACAGCACCCUGAAGCCUUCCUGCGCCUCGCUCUCACCCCCCCCAGGGGAGUGCUGCUGCACGGCCCUCCCGGGGGCGGCAAAACAAUGCUCGCCCUGGCCGCUGCCCACGCCUCCAUGGCAACACUCUUCUCCCUCAGACAAUGCUCGCUCUGGCCGCUGCCCACACUUCCAAGGCAACGCUCUUCUCCCUCAGGUGCGCGCUCUUCUCCCUCAGGUGCGCGCUCUUCUCCCUCAGGUGCGCGCUCUUCUCCCUCAGGUGCGCUCUCUUCUCCCUCAGGUGCGCGCUCUUCUCCCUCAGCCGGGGGAGGCGAUGCUCUUGUGCUCAGAAGAGCACAUGGGCUAACUGUUUCUCAACGUAGUGGGGCUGUUGUUUCACGCAUGCCUAAGGAAGACACUCAUAUCGGUGCAGACCUGUUCUCCAUGUACGUGGGCGAGGGGGAGGCGAUGCUCAAAGAGAUGUUCCGAUUGGCCCGCAUGGCGGCUCCCAGCGUGGUGUUUGUGGACGAGGUCGACGUGGUGGGGGGGCGCAGCCUCCACCCACCAACCUUCAUCCCUCCCUAUCAGAUCAUCUACGUGCCACCAUUGGAUGAACCAGGCAGGCUGCACGCACUGCAAAUCCACAAGCCUUCCCCCUCACCCAAAUCAAUCAUACUUUCCUAA
Messenger RNA from Closterium sp. NIES-65, 858 nucleotides. NCBI's taxonomy places the organism in Eukaryota, Viridiplantae, Streptophyta, Zygnematophyceae, Desmidiales, Closteriaceae. The record is from the annotation of a GenBank genome assembly.